AUGUCAUCCACAACACAAUCUUUAUCGACUGGGGUAUGUGAUGGAGAAAACUUGACGGUUAUAUUAGCACUUUAUUGUGUUGUCUAUUUGAUUACUAAUGCUGUCAUAUUUGCUGUUGCUAUGUAUACUCUUCGAAGAUGUUUUGAUAAUGUCAAGCUUCCUGGUGAAAAAAGUAAAAAGAAAGAAGAACAUACUGCAUCACGUACAAACAGUCGAAAGAGCCUUGUUUCACGCAACAAGCAUUGA
Rotaria sp. Silwood2 is the source of this 246-nucleotide messenger RNA. The record is from the annotation of a GenBank genome assembly. Lineage: Eukaryota; Metazoa; Rotifera; Eurotatoria; Philodinida; Philodinidae.